Hydra vulgaris (swiftwater hydra) is the source of this 1791-nucleotide messenger RNA. RefSeq names its product tropomodulin-1. Gene Ontology annotation, biological process: pointed-end actin filament capping; actin filament organization. The record is from RefSeq and is a predicted model, not a curated record. Gene Ontology annotation, molecular function: tropomyosin binding. Gene Ontology annotation, cellular component: cytoskeleton. Lineage: Eukaryota; Metazoa; Cnidaria; Hydrozoa; Anthoathecata; Hydridae.
CCGUAGUUAUGGCUUUAUGAUUUAUUGAUAUAUUUGAUAUAUUAAUAAUUUAUAACCAGUUUCAAAAUAUACUAAAUAUAAGUAAUAAUAGUAAUAAAUAAAUAUAUAUAUAUAAGAUGAAAGAUAUUCAUGAAGAUGACGAACUGUUAACUGGAUUAAGUAAGGAAGAACUUGACGAAUUUAAUCGAGAACUUAACGAUCCUGAUAAUGAGUUGCUACCUGCUUCUCAGCGUGCUCCUGAUCAAACUUUACUAGAGCCAACUGGUGAUUUUGAUAGAGAACAUCUUUUAACUUAUCUUAAAGAAGAAGCAUUAGCAUCUGAAAAUAUUGAAGAUUUUGUUCCUUUUGAAAAAAAGACCCGUGGUAGGGUUUGGAAAGCAAAAGAAAAGAAAAAGAGCCCAAUUUUAUUACUUCCAGAUGACUUGUCUGAUGUUCUUGAUAUGGCUUCAGAGGAUGAUCUUAUUGAACUUGCUGCUGUACUUGGUAUUCAUGGGAUGUUAAACCAAAAGCAGAGCGAACAAAUGGAGGCAGAUAAAGCAUGGGAUUCAUUAAAAGGGUCUGGUUUAAAGAAAUAUAAAGGAGGAAUCACUAAAGCGACAAAAACAAAACAGUAUACAGAUAUUAAUGCUAUAAAUGAGUUGGAUUUAGACAAAGCUUUGACUCGCCUAACCAGUUUUGAUGAAACGCUAACAGAACUUAAUUUAAAUAAUCACAAAGAUAUCACUGUUGAGAAGUUAACUUUAGUAGCAGAUAAUCUGAAAGAAAACAAAUUUUUAAAAACAUUGCUUCUUGCUAAUACUCAAAUGACAGAUUCAGUUUGUAAGUUGUUUGCUGAAGCAUUAAUUGUAAAUAAAACACUUGAGAGUAUAAAUUUAGAAUCAAACUACUUGACCAGAGAUGGAGUAUCUGAACUUCUUAAGAUGCUAGAAGUAAAUAAAUCAUUAAAAGAAUUAAGACUUGAUAAUCAGUCACAAAUGAUGGGACAUCAACUAGAAACAAAAAUCUGUAAAGUAUUGGCGAAAAAUCAGACUUUAUUACGUUUUGGUUUUACAUUUCAAUCUCGUGGGCCGAGGCAUAUUGCCAACAAAUAUCUAAUGAGAAACAAUGAUGCAGAUCGAUUAGUACGUCAAAGCGAAAAGUUGGAAAAAGACUCAGAGCUUAAAAAUUGAUUUUUUGUGUGUCAGACUUCUAAUGUUAUUGUCUAAUUCACGAUAUUCUUUUAAGAAUGUUAGCAUUCAACAUAGUAUACAAACCAGAAUCUUUCAACAUCGUACGAAUGCUAAAAAAAGUUUUUUAUAAAACCUUUUCUUUAAGCUAAAAAUAUGCAAAACUUAAUUUAAUUGUUUAUUUUUAAUUUUAUUUUCUGAUUUAAACUUUGUUUCAUGUUGCCUUGUAUUGAAAGUAUUGAUAAGAGUACAUUAUUAACGAGUAAAAGUUUGUGAAAUCUCUAUUUCCUUUUAAAGGUUGUGAAAUCUCUUGAGAAACCGUAGCAAAUUAUGUUUUUAUUUAUAGAAAAUUAAUCGGUUGUCUCUAAAUCUCAUCGCCAAACUUUCAAAUUUAUUUAUCUAAAUCUUUUAAAUGUUGACCUUUUGCUGACGUGGAGUCUACUAGUGCUCAGUUUUAUUUUUGUUGGUAAUGUACACUUUGAUAAAAAUACUUCGACUUCAAUUUAUUUCGGAAAAUUUGAAUAAUUGUAAAAUAUAUUACUGAAACCUUUUUAAGUGUAAUUAGUGAUUAAUUUUUUUUUCUAAUUACUGUUUAAAUUAAAAAAAUAUAUAUUUUUAUUUAUAA